Molecule: messenger RNA, 297 nt
Organism: Dentiscutata erythropus
Lineage: Eukaryota; Fungi; Glomeromycota; Glomeromycetes; Diversisporales; Gigasporaceae
Source: the annotation of a GenBank genome assembly
AAAUCAGUUGCUCAAACUAAAAAGGCAUUGGAGCUUACUUUUUCAUAUCCUUUCAAGGAUGUUCUCAAAAUUCUUCAAAUCGAUUGUACUUCUCUUGAAAUAAGUGAAGAUGAAGCAUCGCCUAAAAAGCAUGGAAGAAAAAGUUCGGAUAAACGUUAUUCUAGCCUAGCCACCAAAAUACCUAAAUUCAAAAUAAAUAAACUACCUCCUUGGGCUGUCCGUAGAGAUGCAAUUCGUAUGUCUAGCAGUGCUAGUGGUUCUAGCAGUUCUGAUUUAGCAAUUACAUUAGAAAUUUAG